GAAACGUGGCACUGGAGUUGCGUAAUGCGCCCCCUGCUUCAGGCUUCAGCCAUCUGUUUAUUUCAUUUCUACUUCCUAAAUGGUGCAAAAUUACGGACUCUCAGGUGCCCAUCAGCGUUCUACCCAAGUUACAGUUGAUAUCUUACAAAAACGUCUAUGCUGCUUCAAUUUCGUCUGUGUUGUUGAAGUUCAGGAGGUUCAGAGCCAGCUUUUGUAAGGUUUUAUUGAACUAUUGUGCACUUUGUUCUCGUUGCCAUCAAAGCUGUUUCUCAGUUGUCUUGUUCUCCCAUUCCACUCUACCAGGAGAAAUAUCCAAUAUUGAAGCAUACACCAUCAAAGGCCCAAACAAUUCUAUGUUGGCCUCCUCAGCUAUUUUUAGGAGACAACAGUUCUUGAUAAGAUCUCUGGGAGGUCAUAGCAGUAACAUACACAGGGAAAGGAUGCAAGCAAUAAAGUGUGUUAGUGGAUCUGCUUUGGAAGCUGAUGGUCAGAGCAUUUUAAGAGCAAUAGUACCAACCUUUGACCCAUUUCGGUACAAAGGACAGGCAGGAAAGGUUGCUGUAAUUGGUGGAUGUCGUGAAUACACAGGGGCUCCAUAUUUUGCAGCUAUAUCAGCAUUAAAAAUUGGUGCAGAUUUGUCCCAUGUUUUCUGUACAAAAGAUGCUGCUGGAGUUAUAAAAAGCUACAGCCCAGAGUUGAUUGUGCACCCUGUUCUAGAAGAAUCAUACAAUAUAAGGGAUGAUGAGAAAAGUAUAAUCUCUAGCAAGGUUCUUGCUGAUGUUGCAAAGUGGAUGGAACGAUUUGACUGCCUUGUUGUGGGUCCAGGCCUGGGAAGAGAUCCUUUUCUUUUGGACUGUGUAAGUGAAAUCAUGAAGCAUGCACGACAAUUAAAUAUUCCAAUUGUUGUAGAUGGGGAUGGACUGUUUCUUGUUACUAAUAAUCUUGACCUGGUUAGUGGGUAUCCUUUAGCUGUUCUGACUCCAAAUGUGAAUGAGUAUAAACGCCUUGUAGAGAAAGUUCUAGACUGUGAGAUUAAUGAUCAAGAUGCUCCUGAACAAUUACUAUCUCUGGCAAGAAGAGUUGGUGGAAUAACUAUCCUAAGGAAGGGAAAAUGUGAUAUCAUCAGUGAUGGUGAAACAGUUCACGUGGUGAGCGUAUUUGGAUCCCCUCGGCGUUGUGGUGGUCAGGGUGAUAUUCUAUCUGGAAGUGUUGCGAUAUUUUCAUCUUGGGCACGGCAACAGAACUUGGCUACGGGAGACAAUUUGCGUGGCAGUCCAUCAAAUCCAAUGGUUGUGGGGAGUAUUGCUGCAUCAACACUGCUGAGAAAGGCUGCAUCAACUGCUUUUGGAAAAAAGAAAAGAGCGACACUUACAACGGACAUAAUUGAGUGCUUAGGGAUAAGUUUGGAGGAGAUAUGCCCUGCUAGCUGAUACUGUUGGCCCUCGACCUAUCGGGUUUUUGAGUUUAUCCUUCUUCGUGCACGCAUGGUCUCUUGGUCUUUGUUCUUGUUGGGCUUAAGGUAUGUAUGCCAAAGUGUGUUUGCGUGAGUUUGCGUGGUCUGAGAGAGAAGGGGGAAUGCAUUGUAUGGUCAGCCUGUAGGAGUGAGUUUCGUUCAACUUUCCAUGUUUGGAAAGAAAAUAGUUUAUCUUUUGUUGUUUUUAAUUUUAUCACCCGUAAAUGCUGGUUCUGUGAUAUAUUGGAUGUGGGUUAUGGUUCAAAGUGUCAAUUUUAAAAGACGUAUCUACUUAUUA
Messenger RNA from Nelumbo nucifera (sacred lotus), 1751 nucleotides. Its product is annotated as pfkB-like carbohydrate kinase family protein. The record is from RefSeq and is a predicted model, not a curated record. Lineage: Eukaryota; Viridiplantae; Streptophyta; Magnoliopsida; Proteales; Nelumbonaceae. Gene Ontology annotation, molecular function: ATP-dependent NAD(P)H-hydrate dehydratase activity. Gene Ontology annotation, biological process: metabolite repair.